AUGCAUAUUCCUACUAUUUUAAUUAUUGGUGCAGGACCUGGUGGAUUAUUACUUUACCAUGGAAUUCAAAAACAUUUGAAUAAAAAUGAGAAAAAAUUUAACGUAAAAAUAUUUGAGCGAGAUACAGAUCCACGAGACCGAUGGCAAGGAUUUAGUGUGGCCAUUAACUCUCGUGGAAUGAGAUCAUUAAUUUCUUGCCUUCCGAAGUCUCUAGUUACUCGUCUUCCCGAAGUUAUGCCAAUUCCAAUCUCUGAGAAAGAUUGUUAUGGGAUAUUAGUUAGCGAUGAUAGAGGAAACGAAUUAUUAAGAGUGGCCUCGGCACAAGUUAGAUCUUUAUUCGAAUUGCCAAAUAUGUCUAAUUCUACCGUUGCUACUUAUAGAGAUAGAUUAAGAGAUUUGAUGUUGGAAGGAGUGAAUAUUCAAUGGAGAAAGAAAUGUAUUGGAUACGAUGAAUGUAACGAUGAAGUUUGGGCAAUCUUUGAAGACGGAACUAGAGAGAGGGGGGAUAUCUUGAUCGGAUGCGACGGAAUUCAUUCUCCAAUUCGGAAGCAAAGACUACCAUAUUUACGAAUGUUUGAUUAUGGAAUUACACAAAUAGUCAUGAAAUUCGUUUUAAAUAAAAGGCUCGUGGAUCGGAUUAUUAUGAAUGGAAAUAGUCUAACUCAACAAUCUAUCUCUCGAGAUGGUGACGCAUUAACUUUAGGUUUUCGUUUAAUACCAAUCGAAGUUGAUAUAACGGCAAAUACAUCAGAUGAUCAGAUUCAUUAUCCAGCAAUGAUUCACUACGCUUAUUAUACGCACUGGGAUACGAGAAACCAAAAUGUUCAUGUAAAUGAUGAUGAUCCUCAAUCAGUUAUUGAUCAUGUUAAAAAUUUGAUCAAACAACAUAGACGACCUAGUAAGUUGACCGAUCUUUAUUUGGAAUUGCUCUCCUUGGUUCCAGUUUCAUCACCAAAAGAAUUUGAGACUUCAUUUUUCAAAACUUAUAAUCCACCAAGGAGAAAGCCGUUAUUAGAUAUUAAUCCGAGGUCUAUUGAGCCUUGGGAAUCUACAAGAGUGACUUUACUUGGUGAUGCCAUCCAUGCCAUGAAUCCUGUCUUGGGUUUAGGAACAAAUAGUGCAUUAUUGGAUGCCGAUUUGCUUGUAAAAUGUCUUUCAAAUUAUGAAAAAGAUGGAUAUAAGCAGUGUAUACAAAAUUAUGAAAAUAUUUUAAGAAUAAGAGCAUCCAGAGAG
Funneliformis geosporum is the source of this 1233-nucleotide messenger RNA. The record is from the annotation of a GenBank genome assembly. Lineage: Eukaryota; Fungi; Glomeromycota; Glomeromycetes; Glomerales; Glomeraceae.